Messenger RNA from Spirodela intermedia, 1815 nucleotides. The record is from the annotation of a GenBank genome assembly. NCBI's taxonomy places the organism in Eukaryota, Viridiplantae, Streptophyta, Magnoliopsida, Alismatales, Araceae.
AUGGCUGGUAGGGUUUUCUGGGGGUGCAGGGCGCUGAUGGCUGCGUCGAGAGGCGCUGCAGCUGCUGAGGGGGGCGCCUCUUCGGUGGAGGCGAUUGUGAAGGCGAAGGGCGGCUCCAACGCUGGGGGCUUAAUGAAGGCUUUGCCGGUGUCGCCGGCGAUGAAGAAGUUUCUCGGCGUGCCAGAGAUCUCCCGGUCUGAGGCGGUGAAGAAGAUAUGGGACUACAUCAAGCUCCACGAGCUCCAGGUCACCAUAAAUACUCCAAACCCUCUCCGUCCUUUGACCUCUUUCUGUGAACCCUGCCCUAGUGCUCUGCAUGCGGAGCCUCCUAAUGCUUCCUUGUGGUUAUCUUUCGUUUUCUGAUAUCCUCUGUCGUUCUGGUUCCCUUCUCUUGCGGCGCCAUUGCCUCCUUGUGGGUUAUUACCUUUCUCCUUGGAAAAAUGGCACUGGCCCCUCAACCCGUACUACCUCCUUCCCUCCAUCUUGCGCCUAGAUUUUCAUUGCCCGUCGUCCUUUCGUCCUAGUUUGCUCUCUUUUCCGUAAUUGUCGCAUCGGUGGUCGUACUUUCUCGCAGUUUAUGAUGAGGUAGCGACUGCUUGCUGUCUGUAGCUUCCUAUUUUCCCCUUUUCUGAUUCAGUGGCGACUCCUAGCAAGGCAAAUGCGCACACUGUCGCCGUAUCCCGGGUGGAACGAGUCACACGUUUUGGGUUCUCAAGAACUCCAACGUUUGUUGCUGCAUUAGUUGUUGAUUGAUGCCUUUUUUUAAUGCCCUCGGAUUCAGAGGCAUUUGAGAGUGAUUAUGAUUUUUUUUUUCUGCAAUUAAUAAUUCUUGGAGCAUACUAGAAAGUUGGUGUUCUGUAUGCGCUGAAUGUGAGGUAAUAAUAGGGUCCACUCCCAUUGGUUUGGUUAGCAUUGACUUUGUGCUCGUCCUCUUCCCUGAUCAAACUAGCUGCAGCUCUCUCUCCCGUGAUCUCAUCUGCAUGGAUUGCAGCUCACCACUCUCAGUUAGUUUUUUGGGUUUUUGAAGGAUGGUGGACUGCCCUUCUUCAUCAUCUGAUGCCUUUGUUCUUACUAGAAAGGGGAGAAGACGCUUUAAAAAAAGCUACAUGAUGCUGAUUUUGAAUGUAGGCGUGCCCUCUCAUGAAGCCAUAGAGUGAAUGUCUCUUCGUCUUGUGUUCUUUUGAUAUUUGUUGGGGGGGUUAUUUGCUGAUUUUCUGUCCUCUUUCCAGUGAUUGGACCAAAUACUUGAAGGUUUUGUUGGGGAGGUCAACGAGAUCAUGUAGUGUUGUGUCUUGCCCUUUUGACCAGAUUAGAACCUUGCCGGAUUGAAAAUCAGGUGAAUCAGAAUUUUGGCAGACUGUUAAAAGGGUGAAAUGCUCAAAAGGGCGACCCAUCAGGGCCUACAUAUUUCUAUCUAUAUUUAUUUAUGUAUGAUCUUGCUAUUCGAGAAUAAUAUUGGAAAAUAUUAUGGAGGAGAAAACUCAAAACUAGAUCGAUCCCCCAUCCCGCAUCCCCCAGUUUUUUUUUUUUUAGAGGGUUUGAAUUAAUCAGUUGAUGACAUUUUUCUAUUUUUCGCUCCCCACAUUCGUUAUAUCUCGUGAAUCUAUGCUACUGAGAGCUUACUUACUGUGAAGAAGACGAGAGAAUAAGGCCUGAUUGCUCAUGAUGAAGUGGCUAUUACCAUUGCAGAAUCCCGCGAACAAGCGGGAGAUCCAGUGUGACGAGAAGCUGAAGACUAUAUUUGCAGGAAAGGACAAGGUGGGGAUGCUGGAGAUUGCUAAAUUGCUCUCCCCCCACUUCAUCAAGACCAAGUGA